Macrobrachium nipponense is the source of this 429-nucleotide messenger RNA. Its product is annotated as probable serine/threonine-protein kinase mps1. The coding region runs from base 1 to 429 and encodes 142 amino acids. The transcript is spliced from 3 exons. Lineage: Eukaryota; Metazoa; Arthropoda; Malacostraca; Decapoda; Palaemonidae. The record is from RefSeq and is a predicted model, not a curated record.
AUGAAAACAGCCGCAGGGGACAUUCUUGUUCGAUGGCCUGUAGCAAAAGGCAUUUGCUGCUACGCCCACCUCAGCUUUGCAUACUCAAAGGAGGAUGGACAAGCCAUCUUUGCAGGAGGAGAUGAUGAUGAGGAUGAUGAUGAUGAUAUUGAUGAUGAUGAUGAUGAUGAUGAUGAUGAUGAUCAUGAUAAUGAUGAUGAUGAAUUUAAAAACAAUGAUAAUAAUAAUAAUAAUAAUGAUAAUCACAAUAACGAAGCGUCGCCAGGGACUGACAACACUGCCCAGAGGCACCCAACCCGCAGCACAGCAGCCUCAUUAGCAUUUUUGGUGCAGCAGCAGCAGCAGCAGCAGCAGCAGCAGCAGCAGCAGCAUGCAGCAGCAGUAGCAGUGCGGCUAUUGCAAGUAUUGUUCUUCAUUCAGGGGCUUUAA